GCCAAGGCAAGGUCCCCGCUCUCUGCUUCAGUGUUGUUUCUCCAGUCAGCAAGAGUUGUACCGAGGUGAACCUCAUUGGAUCUACAUCGCUCAGGUUACAGUGAGAAAUGGGGUCUUGUUUGUGUGGGGACAAAGUGGAGCCGGAGGAGAAAGAUGACUUUGACGGGCCAGUCUCUAAGAGGUCUUGCACAAACACAAUAUGGAUUCUCAUCUUUGCUGCUGCCUUUAUAUGUCUCUUUGGACUUGUUGGUCAUUGUAUUGCCAAUGGAAAUAUCUUCAGGAUCAUUUAUGGUUAUGAUAACUGCGGAAACAUCUGUGGAAUGAAGAAUGAACCAGAAAAUGAUCCCAAGUUCAGCUGUAAAGGAGUGGAUAUGACAGAAAAAAAGUAUCUGCUGGUAAAAGGUGCGAAGUAUAUUAUCAAUCCAAAGAAUGUGUACAAAGAGUGUGUCGCAGAUUGUAGUGCGUUUCCAGAAUACAGAAAGUUUCUGAGAAGAUGUAUUCCUAAAAAUACCUCUGGAAUUGUGAACAGCUUUUUCUCCAAAACAGGUCUCACGGAUUUUUUUCUUGAGGUUUCGGAGGAUUUGCAUUUGACUGCAGUGUAUUUGUUGCUUUUGUCACUUUUUGCUCUAGGAUUAUCCUUCUUGGUUCUGUUUCUUCUACAAUAUGUUGCUGGAAUUGUUGUAUGGUUUGUUCUUAUAAGCACAGUAGUAGUGAGUAUUGCUACUGUCUUUUAUUUAUGGACUGUUUAUGCACAAAAAAGAGCAGUAGAAGAAUCUCAGAGUAAUAUUAUUUUUAAACGAAUAUCAAAUACAAAUCUAGUUUAUGCCAUUAUUGCAACUAUUGUAAUGUUCAUUAUCAUUUUAAUUAUACUUGUUAUGAGGAAGAGAAUAAAAUUGGUUGUCCAACUUUUUAAGGAAGCAGGAAAGGCUAUUUCAUCAAUGCCACUACUAAUACUUCAACCAAUUGCUACAUUCAUAGCACUUACAAUAACGGUUUGCCUGUGGUUUUACUUUUCAUUGUGGAUUGAAAGCUCUGGAUAUUUGUAUGAUGAUGGGUCACCUUAUUUUUUUUAUAAAAAAGACAGCACAAUGAAGGUCACAAGAUGGUAUAACCUUCUUGCUAUGUUCUGGAUGACACAGUUUUGCAUUGGUUGUCAGCAUAUGGUGAUUGCUGGAGCAGUUGCUACCUGGUUUUUCACAAGGGAUAAAUCUACGUUAGCCAAACCAAUCCAGUUGAGCACUGGAAGGUUGAUAAGGUACCAUCUUGGUUCAGUCGCACUUGGAUCACUUAUGAUUGCUUUGGUUCAAUUCGUAAGAGCUAUCUUCAGUUUUAUUUAUUACCAGACAAAAGAUAAUACUGGAGACAUUGGUAAGGCAAUAUACAAAGCCUGUCAGUGUUGUUUGUACUGUUUUGAAAAAAUUCUGACCUACAUAACAAGAGCUGCAUACAUUGAAAUUGCAAUAUAUGGCAACAAUUUCUGUUGGAGCGGCGAACAAGCUAUGAAGGUGCUUACUAAUAAUUCUCUCAGGGUUUUUGCCAUCAAUUCUGUCGGUGACUUUGUUCUUUUUCUCAGCAAAGUUCUUGUAGUUUCUUUUACUGUUCUAAUUGGAUAUUUCGUCUUUGAGCAUAUGGAAGGUAUUCAGCAUAUAUGGGUAAUACUAUGUCUUCUUGCUAUUUUCGCCUAUCUUAUUUCUCAUUGCUUCAUUUCUGUUUAUGAAAUGGUUAUUGAUACCAUAUUUAUUUGUUUUUGUGAAGAUUGUGAAAUGAAUGAUGGAGUGGAAAAGCCUUACUUUAUGAGCUCUGGACUUAUGGAAUUUGUUCAGAAUACUAAAAAAGUGUUAGCUGUUGGAGAUGCAACUACAUGAAGAAUUCCUCAUAAUGAUCCUGUUUGUAAAUCUAUGACACGAUAUCAUUCAUGUGGGAAGAAUACUUGACAAUUUUCUCUGUUCUAAGAGAGAAAAGAUUAAUCACAUAUGUGAGAAAAUUGGAAAAAUAUUUUGAUUAGAUAUUAUAGUUUGCUGAAAAAUGGUUAAAUGCAUUAAAUAUGAAAAAUCCUAAAGUUCCAAUCAAAUAAAAAGAAACCACAGUUGACAGUUAAAUGUUUUUGUAGAUUAUAUAUGUAUGUAGUUGACUGAUUGGAUAAUGUAAGAACUUUAUCUGUAAUUGUAUUUAGGUUAUAUGUUAUUUUUGUUACUUUUAUAUAAAAAUCAAUAAGUACAUUAUGAUGUUUGUUACAAUUGAUUAGCAACCCCGAAUUCCUUUGAAAAAUGAAAAAGGACCAAGUUAGAUCUCAAUUGUUUUUGGGUCCAUAAAUUUUAUACUUGUUAAAUAUUUAUAGUUCACUCAAUUAACUGCAUUCAUGAGAUGGCACUGCAAUAAUCUAAUUUUAAAAUUCUCGAGUAACUGUUGUCUUCCCUCAGAUAUUUUACAAACAAACAGUUUUCAAGGUAGUUUGAUUUAAAUGAAUUUGUAACAUUAGUUUUUGUGAAUUUAUACAAAAAAGUAAGUUUGCUGCAAAAUUGGAUGCCUUCCAAAAUUGUAGGUACAAGUUAUGGCUUAACAAAUAUUCACAAACUACAUAACAGAUUUUAAUUAGUUUUUAACUAAUUAAAUUAUAGAAAAAUAUUUUUAAAAAACAUAAAUGCAAAUUAUAUUUUUAUUUACUUUUGCAGCAACAGGAUUUGUUUUUGAGGAAUAAAAUAUUCAAGGAAGUGUGGAUAGUAGAUAUUUAAAUUUAAAUUAAGACAAUGUGUUUGUCUGGAUAACAUUUUAAAUGUAAUUAAUUAUUAAUAUAUAUUUAUCUCAAAUAACUAUGCAAUGUUCAGAGAAAACAGUAUAGUUUAAUUAUAGAAGUUUUAGCACUUUAUAUAAUUUUUUAUUAUUUGCAAUAUUAUUGUAAAACAAUAAAUUAAUUUUUUUAUAAUA
This is a messenger RNA of Nezara viridula (southern green stink bug), 2925 nucleotides long. NCBI's taxonomy places the organism in Eukaryota, Metazoa, Arthropoda, Insecta, Hemiptera, Pentatomidae. The record is from the annotation of a GenBank genome assembly.